This is a messenger RNA of Patiria miniata (bat star), 6753 nucleotides long. RefSeq names its product mucin-17-like. The record is from RefSeq and is a predicted model, not a curated record. Lineage: Eukaryota; Metazoa; Echinodermata; Asteroidea; Valvatida; Asterinidae. The coding region runs from base 246 to 3875 and encodes 1209 amino acids. The transcript has 3 exons.
GCGUUAUACCGUGCGUGUACCGCGCCAUACAGCAACCGCGGCCGGAUGGAAGGAACUCGAUCGUAAGCCAAAAUGAUGAUGACACAAAUCAUGAAGUGUUUAACUUCCUUGUGCUCGGAUAAAGGCGACGGUCUUGUGAAAGUUAAGGGAGGCUCGGUGCUGUAGAUUUUGCUCAGAAGCCGGAAGAUACUCAAUGAAUACAGCAGCUAAUUUGCAGCACUAGUCUCCGAUUACGGGUCAACAAAAUGGCGGAUACCGAGACGGACGCUUCUGCGCAACUGCGAACCUCCACGUCCACGCCAUCUACGACGUCAUGCACGACCACAACGGCACAGUGUAUGAGCGUUCCCGCUAACGUUGUUGAGGCCAUCAAUAAGUCCAGUGACCUCGUCCCCGCCUUGUUUGCUCUGCCGUGCGAGAGUGGACACACCAAGAAACUGAAGCUUUCCAAGCGAGUGGGCUGGUUACGAGACGGGGUCUUUACUACUGGUUACAUGGAGAUCAACAUGAAGGAGGCCAAACAGAAGGGCAUCUUCAACCGGCCUCGGCGAGUGACCCUGGUCCGGCGAGAGGACAGCGGCUUCCACUCCACCGAGGUCGGCGCCGGGUCCAAGGCGCCCACCUGCAACCAGCUGAGCACCGCCAUGCUGAAGCGGAACACCUCCGCGACGGCACUGGUGGACAUCAAGGGGGAGCUCAUCCCCAACACCAUCCUGGUCGACAAGGGCAGCAUGCUAAUGAGUGAGGAGGCAUCGGGGAAGCUGGUGGCGCUCAAUAGUCAUGACCACCCGGUGGCGGCGCGCUCUGAGGAAAAACACACGGGAAACCUCAAGGAGGAGGCCAGCAAAAAUCCUGUAGUGAACCAGAAGCUCAGUGAUGACUCCUCUCGUGGAGGCCCAAACGGACAGGACUCGGACAAUAACAACACUUCCAAACCGUCAUCAGACUCGGACAUGCGUGGAUGCGUGCAGGUGUCUCAGAGUACCCAAGGCGCCCCGACCGGGUCCUCCAGGGAUGAUGGUGAUCAUCUUACCGCCACCGAAUAUUUCUUGACCGAGGGAGGCGAGGCCUCUCCCAUAAAAGGAAAAUCGGCUCAGGAGUCCGGCCAAGAUUAUCCGGCUACGCCAGCCGUCCGGACGCUCCAGCACUUGAUGCAGAUUGCUGAUGCAGACCGCAAGGGAAGCGACUCAGAAUCUGGUGACUCACCAGCGUUAACUGAGCAGCAGGUGCCAAAAAAUCCUCCCACGACUCAUCACUCGGAUGAAGCCAGGCCGCCACCAACAACAUCAGCAAGAAGGAGCAGAAGGAAAUCCUUGCCCCCUCGGAGAUACAAAUCUCAGGAAACCCAGCCGUCUAGAAGACCUUCGUUAAAUAAAGUGGUUGACUUGCUGGUCUCUAAGGCGGUUGAAAAUAAAAGCACCGCUAAACUUAACCCCAAGAAGCUGGAUUCUGAUUUGUCUUCCACGGAUGAUCUCGGGUCUGCGGUCACCCCCGCUACCGUUGGGACGCUGGUAACAUUGCCCUCGCAUGUCGAAACGGAGCCGCAAAAGAUAGAAGGGCUGAUCAAACGAACAAAGUGGCCAAUGACAAAAACUCCGUCUGAAAGGUGUUCGAUAGUCUUGUCGCCAGUGGAUGGCGAUAAGAGCUCUCCGUGUUUACUCACCAAUGACGGCAAAAGAACGGUCCCAAACCUGUGCAAGGACCCUGAAGGUCACGUUGACCAUUCGUAUGUUUCGGAAACAAACGACGCAGCGCCUAUCCGUGCAGUCAUACCACAUGGUGAAAAUACCUACAGUUCCAGCGCUAACCUGAAAGAAGCUUUGUUGAACGCGGGCGUUUCCGUCAGUGACAGACCUGCAAGUCAAACACUAAACCAGAAUCCUUGCGAGACCAAUGGACAAGUAGCUCGCGAUGACUCUAAAUCGGACAGACCCUCCGAUGAAGUUUCGGACGGGGUGCCCACCUUAAGAAUCGGUUCAGUCUACAGCCUGUCGGAGAAGGAGGCAAAAGAACUGUUCCCCGACACCAAACUUGCAAAGCCCGCAACGAAACCUGUCGAAUCUAAACCUGAAACCGACCGAACAAAUCCCGUUAAUCCAACAGCAAAUUUGGGAGUAACUGUCCAAAGCCAACCGAUACAUACCCCGCAAGCCCAACGCAUAAACAUUGGAGGCCAGUCUCAAUCGUCCGGAAAUGUGGCAGGUGGACUUCAAAGGGCAUCCACCUUUCCAUUUUCCAACAGUUCCAAUGUUAAGUUGUACAACAUCACAAGUUCUGUGAGGAAGAGAGCAGUCUGCACACCAGUUACCACCGUAGCUAUGAAUCCUCCAGCAAAUCUCGCACCGUCAAAUUUUAUAGGGGUGCCAUCAUCCACGGGCGUGGCCAAACUACAGCAGCCGGUGUACCCUCCCGCUACCCAAAUGUAUACCUUGAUCCCGUCCACCCAGACCCCCAUUUGUCCGAACCCAUCCAAGCUGCUAUCCUUCGUGCCCGUUCAGGUUGGGACCCUGCAGGGAGCCACUGUCAGUUCACCACGUGCGGUUCCCGUAUUCCCAACCUCCGCAGUUCAGGUAAUACCGCCUACAUCAACACAUUUUCCUGUAAGAAUUUCUACCAGUGCUGCACCAUCUGUUUCAAAAUCCCAGACUCCUGCUGGGUUGAGCCUGCCAGUUGGUACGCCAAGUCCGGGCAGCAUUCUGAGCAAGAUUGUUGUAACCAGAAUCAGUAACGAGGCUUCGGGGAAUGUUCAGACGGCACUAGGAGCUAACGCCUCUGAGGUCGAGGGUGAAAAUAAGCCCAUACCCGUGUCGUCUUGCGUCGUCCCCAAAACGUGUGCAGCCUCGGGUGUUGCGGGGUCUGGUCACGCGGUUGUCUCGCCCCCUCAGACUGCCACUGCCCAAGCCUCCCUGAUAGUUUCAGCAAAGAGAACUAUGGUAAUAAGAAAGGUUGUAAAUGUGCCAACCCUAGCAGGGGCCAAAGAAACACCAUCAACUCAACAAACAAAAUCUGGCGUGGAACCUAAACCCAGUGCGCAGCCCGGAGCCAAUCCAUUGGCACACGCGGUGAGAAAAACAUUUCUGGUCACAACCUCAAACGGAGAGAAGAGGUUGGUUAGCCUUCCGGCUGACGCAGACGCAGCUGGUGUACUGAUGCAAAUGGCAAGCAGCAAGGCAUUCCAGUUUGUCGUCCCACAAAAGGCUGUGGUCAAACAGACAGAAAUUAAGAAAGACAAUCAAGAGGAGAAACAGAGCAGUGAGGGCAUUCCAUCAAAACACAGCUCAAAGGAAGCCAAGAAAUCUUCCGAAAAGCGUUCCCAUAAAUCAAGGCACAAAACCAAGAAAAAGCUACCUAUACUGAAGAUUAAGUUUAGAAAGGAACCGCAGGUAGACCCAAACGAGGAACUACAUGUAGAACCAAAAGAGGAACCACAUGUAGAACCAAAAGAGGAACCACAGGCAGAAACAGACAUCCGAAGAAGUACCCGCGACAAAAAACUGAAGCGCCCGUACUCGCCUCCAAGUGGGUCAUCCAGAAGAGCGAAGGUUUGUCGUUCAGAAACUCAAGUAGUGACUAGUGGGGAGACUAAGUUAUCUCCGAGCGUCAAGGACACUGAAGAGAGUCAGCUACCGUGUACCAAAACUGAGUCGGUCAGUCCCGAUGCCGAGCCGACGCGUUCGGACAAAGACAUGUCGGAUGGGGAGGAUAGCCUCCCUCCCCAGCCGCCGCCACCGCCAUCCUACGUCGAUAGGGGGGACCGCGUCAAACGAUUGAAGGAGCUGAUGAAGGAGAAGGAGAAGGCCCUUGAGGAGAUUCUGUUACGGAGGAAAAGGGAACUGGAGGAAAGACUAGCUGAUCCAGAGCUCUGUGACCUGUGAAGGCAUCCUCUGCUGCCGUUUCUGUGUUCGAGGGGUUUUUUGGUUGUAUUUCGUUCAGAAGUAUUAAUGUUAUUUAUUACGUCUGCAUUUACAAAGUUGCAAAAUUGUGUCUUAGGAUGCUUAACGUUUAUGUUCUCCUCUUGCUAAGUAGAUGUACAUGUAAAGUAGUAAGUACUCUUUCAUGCUUGCAGUACUGCACAUCGUUUUUCCUGACUGAACAAAGAAAGUUCGUAAGAUGUACGACAUUUUUUUUAUUUAUGAUUAACGGCUUGUAUACAAGUUUAAUAGUUUACUAUUGAGCACAUGCGCAUUGUUGUAUUUUACCAUUAAGAGUCUUCGUUAAGAAAAGCGAAAGUUUAACAAAAAGGAAAGAGUUUUAAAGAGUUACAUGUUAUUAUUUUUGACUUGGAGCAAAACCGUUGUUCUGACCAAUUUAACAAACGUUUUACAAAGUUACCAAACAUAGGUUUUAUCGUGUGUUCAUAAACAUUGUGUGUAAUUCUCUUUUCCCUCUCCCCCCCCCCUUCAUCCCCUUCUCGUACUGUUUCAAGGAAGUUUUUUAAUACAUUGAUACAGCUAUCGAUAUACUUUAUUUCAAAUAACUUUCUACAAAAUUCGUAUGCAUUUGUACUGUUUGAAUUCGUUAUAAGUACUUGAAUGCCAAUUGUAUAAUUGGCAGUCACAUUCUGUUGGUGGAGGCGUGUUCGAAACAACUGAUUUAAUGUAAAACUUUUGUUUCCUUUUGAUUUGUGUAUUUGUAACAUGGCCAAGGUGAGCAAUCCGUUGACUUAGUUGGCUAGAUAUGCCAACAAACAGACGUAAUACAACUGAAGAACAAUACACUCACAUUAAAAAUUGAAUGCAUCACUGCACUGCGGUGUCGAACUUAAACAAUGUAGUAUUUCAUAUCAAACUGUUAAUCCGGGCCCAAUUUCACGGAGCCACUUGGAAAAAAAUGCAUAUUAAAGUUGGUAUAUACGUGCUUUUCAAAAUUUCGAUUUUCUUUUCCGAACAAAAUAUAAAAAAAUGUAAUGUCCUGUAACAAAAACAUUUGCCGGUUUGUUUUUGUAGGCCUUAAUACAUUUUUUGUUUAAUUCUUUUUAAAUGGCGCGCUCCAGUUCAGAAACUGCGCACGCUAUUCAGAACAAAUUAGGAGCGUUCCGCUCUUAAUUCAAAAGUUGAAUAUAAUUAAUCGAUUACUUGUCGCAGGCCGAUUCUUUCGCGCGAUGUCUCAUUGGAAAGCUCAUAAAUAAUUUAAUGCUGUAGAAAAUUAUCAAUUCAAUUUGAAUAUCCAUUUUUUAAGGUGCCACACCCAAAAAGCACGCAUACACCAACUUUGAAUGUACAUGCCAGUCAGAAAUCCGCCAGGAACAAGUCACUGGUUUGACUGGUAACCUGUCUUAGCCGAGCCACUACUAUCUGUGCUUGGCCCAUUUUUGUGCUUAACAACUGUCGUCGCCUGAAAAGAUACGAGGAGGAGUUAAAGCAAGAUUAACUGCUUCAAUGUUUGCAUUGUUGUGAUUGGUUAAAAACUUUAUGGUAGUGCAAGCUUAAAGGUAGUACUCAAAAUCCGAAGACAGGUGCUUAACAACUAGCCUGAUCAAGGUUUAGCUCUGUGAAUGCUGUUUAUUCCGAGAAAACAAUAUUCUAGGGACCCGAUUUCAAAUCAAAAGUUACCGAGUCAUGUUUUGAAUUACACCUAAAAAACGCAUCUGUAUACACGUUGUCAUUCAGCCGAUUGAAGCUAUACGCGAUUAUGUCAAGCACUGUAUAGCAACCGCACGCGCAUGACUUGUGCGCCACGUCAACGCUUGCGCGCAACAAUUCACGGAUUCGCCGAAUUAGAAACCAACUAUUUUGUAACAUGACUAAUGGAAAUUUCCAAAUAAAAAAUGCGUCAUUUGACGUAUCUUUCGGAAUGGCCUUCUUUUAUUGUUUUCUUCACAAAUGACAGCAUGCCAGAAAGAAUAAUUUCACAGCUAGUUUAGUGCCAUUAUACUAUUUUUCAAUCAAGUAUGUUUUUCAACAAUAAUUUCGUCAGUUACUUUUUGGAUAGCUACAUAUUAUAUACUCUACCGUUAAACAAAGUAAGCAUUUCAACAAUAAUUUCUUCUGUUACUUUUUGUAUACAUGUAGCUGUAAUGAUCUACUCUAACUUUAAAGCAACAUUGAUUGCUCCAAGUUUUGCAUUGUUGUGAUUGGUUAAAACAAAAGCUUAAGAUAAGACUCUUGCCCUGCUAAAAGACCACUGCAACAGUUUGUUCAUUCUAUGUGGCAAUUAGACAUACACUUGUGGUGUUAAUGCUCUAAGGCGGUUUUAAAUUCUGUUAAUGUGCCCUCUACCAGACAUUUUUUUGGUCUUUAGUCAUAUCUUAGGGAGACACCAAGAGAGACAUCUCAAUGUAUCCCUAAUGUCACAACCCCUAUUUAGAGGCAACGUGUUAGUGUCGCAAAUAGGCUAGAUCGAUUGCUCUUUGUCAAAAAACAUAAAUACACCAACAUUUGUGGGGGUAGGAUAAGGUGAAGUUGGGGUUAGGGGUCAUUAAAGGUGGGGGAAAUGUGCACAACCCUAUGGGAAUGUUCCCCAAAGGUACGCUAUCCCGUCAUAAUCAUGUCAUUUAGUAUCAUGUAUACAUGACCAUAAUGUACUAGUGUUAACAUGUACCCAGUAUGCUUAUCACAUGUUGCUCCACAAUUUCAACUAUAGCAUUGGCCACCUUUAGACCAAAGCUUGGUGUUCGACAAACACGUUUUCGGUCUUUGAUUUUUAUUCAAAUUAUUAAUCGUGUUUGCAUUGUUUAUAGUUCAGGUUUCGAUUUCAAUUUUUUUUAAAGUAAAACAUAGAGGUGUGUUCUUUUAGAAAGAUCGAGAAUCAAAA